AUGGCGUCGUGCCUGUGUGCUUCCCGCCGUCAGGCAGUCGAAGGCAGACGGGAGAGAAGCCAACCCAGGCGGGCGGAAGGCAGCGGUAUCAGAAGCGAGAACAAGGACUCUCACGACGGGCUGCGGGAGCGGGGCGAGAGGGGCGCAGCUGGAAUCACCGGGCUGCCAGAAGAGGCAGUGGGGAAGUCCCGUGCUUUCUGGAGAGACAGGGAAGGUGCGAAGGACGCAGGAAAUAGGAUAGGGCAGAUUGCUUGCCGCGUGCGGAAGACCAGGGCCCCCCGCCCCCGCCCUCAGAGCGACAACCGCCUUGGAACCUCGAGCUCCUUGUCGGCCGCUCACGCGUCCUGUCCUCCCUCGGAGCAGGCCGGCAGGAAACACCUUGCCUUGCUUGUUUGGCUGGCCAGGGCUUCGUCUUGCGCGGUGUCGGGCGAUCCCGGCGGCGACGGAUGCCGGUCACCUUUGCUGGCUGGGAGAAAGGCACGGCCUGGCCGCUCUAGCACAGGAAGGGCGUCGUGCAAUGGUGUGGACGCGCCCACGUCCAGACUCUCCAAAUUCCCACGGGCCUGCGGGAGGCGGGGCGGGGGCGGGGGCGGGGGCGGAGGCGGGGGCGGUGGGCGGGCACGAGGCCAUGCGCAUGCGCCCCAGCUGCCCGGGGGCCGCGCAGCAGGCCGCCGGGGCCGAGUGACAGCGACCCCGACCCCUGGAAGACCCAAGCGCCGGCGCCAGCGCCGACGCGCGGGGACCUCGGCCGCUCGGCCGGCUCCUCCGGCCACGUGCUGCGCCUCCGCCUCCCGCUCCUUGCUCCUGGGCCUUGGCAGCUGCGGCUCGCAGCUCAGGGCCAGGGCCACACGGCCAGUGAGGCGGGGGCCCGGGGAAGGCGGGCCUCCCCAGGAAUCCUGGGUGGCCUUAGCUGUGGGAGGGGGUCUUCAGGAGGCAGGGGCCCGCGGGCGUCCCGCUGCCAUGGCAGGGCUGUGGACAGAGCAGGCACUAGCGGGUGGCAGGUGCGAGGAGGCCAGCAGCCUCAGGGUGGAGGCCGUGCGGCAGGGAGCGUCGGCGGCGGCUGAGGCGGCGGCGGCGACGGCGGCAGCGGCAGCUGCAUCGUCGGAGGCGGAGGUUGUGGGCAUGGGGGAGGCCUUGGUGCUGCUGGCGGACGACAUCAUGGAGGCUGUGGUGGAGGUGGUGGCGGAGGAGCAGGAGGAGCAGGAGUCGCAGGAGGAGGAGGAGGAGGAGGAGGAGGAGGAGGUGGAGGAGGUGGUGGAGGAGGUGGUGGAGGAGGUGGUGCAGGCCAAGGAGCGGGAAGAGAAGCCCCGGAAGCAGGGGCGCGCAGAGCCAGGGCGCGGACCCCCGACCUCCCUGAGCCCGCUGGAGGCCCUGGGGGCCCUUCAGUUAGAGCUGAGCGCUGUGAACGCCCAAGCCAACAGGGCCUACUUGCGGCUCAAGCGCAGGGUCCGUCGGAGGCGGGAGCCUCGUUUGGAUCGAAGAAGAGCCAUCAUCCAGGACAUCCCCGGCUUCUGGGCCAAAGCUAUUGUGAGUCACCCCCAGCUGUCGGCCUUGAUCAGUGACCAAGACGAAGACGUGCUGAGCUACAUGAUCACCUUGGAGGCGCAGGAACUGGGCCGCCCCGAGUACCGCUGCAGGUUGAUGUUCUUCUUCCGGAGCAACCCCUACUUCUGCAACCAAGUGAUCCUUAAGGAGUAUCACCUUAGCUUCGCAGGCUACAGGGCGUAUAGUUCCACUCCAGUGCAGUGGUUCUGGGAUUACGAACGGGGAGCCCCCAGCCGCAGGCAGGACGCCGUCAGCCUUAACUUCCUCAACUGGUUGUCAGGCCACGACUGCCCCGGGUCUGACAGGAUUGCUGAGAUCAUCGUCGAGGACCUGUGGCCCAACCCCCUGCGCUACUACCCGAGGGAGCAAGGCGCCGGGAGAGAGCCAGCGGUGAAGGCGACGGAGCAGGAGAGUUCGGCCGAGUAGAACGAGAGCCCGGAGGCGUGUGCAGACGCGCGUGAGACCGGCGGCCGGGGUCUGGGGCGCCGGAGAGGAGCGAGGAAAGCAUCGCCAGUGGAGGUUGCAGAGGGUGGGCAGCACGUACCCGGAAUGAGGCCGAGAGAGACGUCAACAGGCUAACGAGUGCUCCUGUCUUG
Messenger RNA from Camelus dromedarius (Arabian camel), 2141 nucleotides. RefSeq names its product testis-specific Y-encoded-like protein 1. Gene Ontology annotation, cellular component: chromatin; nucleus. Lineage: Eukaryota; Metazoa; Chordata; Mammalia; Artiodactyla; Camelidae. Gene Ontology annotation, biological process: nucleosome assembly. The record is from RefSeq and is a predicted model, not a curated record. The coding region runs from base 1 to 1971 and encodes 656 amino acids. Gene Ontology annotation, molecular function: chromatin binding; histone binding. The transcript has 9 exons.